GAGGCCAUGCCUCCAGCUGCGGAAGCUGCCGCACAGCUGGAGCCGGCGCAGUCUGCGCGGCGCUGUCGCCCUCGCGCUCCCGCUGCCCGGCCCGCGGCCGGCGGACUUCGCGGAGGGCCCCCGGCGUAGGCGGCGACGGGUGUGGGCCGAGCCGGUAUUUAUAGCUCGGUGACAGCUGCGGUGGCAGCGACGCCGCCGGCCCGUCUCGCCGCGCUUCCCAGCGAGGCCGCGGGCGCGGCGGAGGGCUGCGCUCCACCGGGUCUCCCGAGUGCGGACGCCCCGAGCCCGCGCGGCCCCCUUGGUAAACUACGGAAUUGAAGUUUUGAAGGAUGGGUAAAGACUUCCGUUAUUAUUUCCAGCAUCCCUGGUCUCGGUUGAUUGUGGCUUACUUGGUGAUCUUCUUUAACUUCUUAAUAUUUGCGGAGGACCCAGUUUCUCAUAGCCAAACAGAAGCCAACGUUAUUGUUGUUGGAAACUGUUUUUCAUUUGUAACAAAUAAAUACCCUAGAGAAGUUGGCUGGAGGCUUUUGAAGGUGCUUCUAUGGCUCCUUGCCAUUCUCAUAGGACUAAUAGCUGGCAAAUUUCUGUUCCAUCAGCGUUUGUUUGGUCAGUUGCUUCGGUUAAAAAUGUUUCGAGAGGAUCAUGGAUCGUGGAUGACAAUGUUCUUCAGCACAAUUCUCUUUCUCUUCAUAUUUUCUCACAUAUACAACACGAUUCUUCUAAUGGAUGGGAACAUGGGAGCGUAUAUCAUUACAGACUAUAUGGGCAUCCGAAAUGAAAGUUUCAUGAAAUUAGCUGCAGUAGGGACCUGGAUGGGGGACUUUGUCACAGCUUGGAUGGUCACUGAUAUGAUGCUUCAGGACAAGCCCUAUCCUGAUUGGGGAAAAUCUGCAAGAGCUUUCUGGAAGAAAGGAAAUGUUAGGAUUAUUUUAUUCUGGACGGUUCUUUUCACUCUGACAUCUGUGGUUGUACUUGUCAUUACAACUGACUGGAUCAGCUGGGACAAGCUGAAUCGGGGAUUUUUGCCCAGUGAUGAAGUUUCCAGAGCCUUCCUGGCUUCUUUCAUCUUGGUCUUUGACCUCCUUAUUGUAAUGCAGGCGCUAAGGACAUAAAAGAUGAAAAAGACAAAGUCCUUGCCUUCAAGUUAUUGCAAUGUAGCAGAGGAGAAAGACAAAAUCAGCCAACUUGCCAUAUGCAAGGUACUCCUAAUUCAGCCAGGAAAAGCAGAGAUGGCAUCCAAAGAAGGUCAUGAGGAUCCUGGCUUCAAAUGUCAAUGAAAGGAAAUGAAAUACAGGAUGGAGAGAAGUAGCCAACCAAUAGGUUAUGUUUUCAACUGACUCAGUGUUAUCCAAAGCGUAUGCUCAUAUCAUUGAUAUUUUCUUAAAAAUCCUCAGUAUUAUUUUCUAUUUCUUCUAAAAAUAGUUCGUUUCUGGGACUGGCCUAUCUUCACUGGGAAAGACUUGCCUGACAUACUUUUUGAUUCAUUCAAGUCCUAUAAAUAAAUUUUGAUUCUGGUACAGAAAUCUAAUUUGUCACACAGGGAAAAUAAUAAUUACAUUUUGCUUGUGUAUUUUUAAUAAAAAUUAUUUUAAAAUUCAAAUCAAACUAUUGCAUUUGUCAAAAUUCAAGUGAGUUUACAGCAAUUAGAAUAUAUUUUAGAGUAUUUUUGACAACUCAUCUCAAGUGAUUUCUGAAAACAGAACUGCUUUUAGAAUGAUGUUCCUGUUCUCCACACAGCACUGAAAUUGGUAGCUAUAUCACCAUGGCAUAAAAAAAGCUGAAAUUGCAUUUCACAGCAAUCGCCCUCAAUAAAGUCUUUUCUGCAUUGGGGUCAUAUAGGAGGCUAGUGAACAGCUUUAUCUUCCCUUCAUUUUUAUUUACUUUUCUUGACUUUUCCCCUUUUGUUUCUUAAGACAGACAUAUAUGCAUGAUAACUAAAUGCUGUAAAAAGAACAUUUUACUGAAAAGAAAGUUAACUGCUUUUAAUUUGAGAAUUAAUUUUUAGUAGUAUUAAGCUGUAAAGAGAAUGUCAUAGGAAGAAAUUUUAUGUCUUCUAGUUCUUUUGAAAAUUCUGUGCAGCACCAUAAUCACUGGAAAAAGCAUGAAAUUAUAAUUAAUCCGACCAGCAUACUUAUAAUAUAUAACUUUUUAUUAGUAUUAAAAAUAAUAAAAUCAGCAGACCCAAAGUAAAUGGAUAUACAGUGCUGUUUUUAUUACUAUUUCCAAAGGCUGAGGUAACUGAAGUUUCAUGCAUGAUGUUGUAAAAAUUAAAUGAUGCACAAUAAUUUGAAAAAUGAGUUUUUUUUAUACAAGUUGGCCUUUUUAGCUCUAUAUUUUUGUUUAGAAGUCUAUAUCUUUUGGUUGAUAUUGCUUUAGAAUGAUCAAGUUUCUGUUUGAAUAUAGUAAUGAGAUAGUGUUUUGAGCUUCUCAAAAUGAAAGUCUAAGACAUAAAGAGAUUUAGUUCUGUUUGAUUUGACACUUCCUUUCCAUUGGCUAUUUGGAAAUUACAUAGACUCUACCUGGUUACUCAUUUGAGACAUGUGGCAUUACCCAGGAUCACCCAAUCUGUAUUUACCUUGAAUCAGACAUGAUCACAUAUGUAUGGAGAGCCCUAGGGGACUGGCUUGCCAAGAGUUCAUUUGCAUGAUGGAUUGAGGAGGAUUUGGGGAAAUAAUCCAUCCUAUAGGAAUAGAGAAGCUUGAUAGAGUAGGCUAUAUAUAGCACCAGAAGAAUGGAGUUCAUAGAACAGAAAGAAUGACUGCAACAGGAGGCUGGAUCAGCCUAAUUGAUACCUGACCCCAAGAAGAAGCAGAACUGGAAACAUCUUCAACAGUCAUUGGUUGGAGGCAAAACCAGUAAUUCUAGCAGUGGAGGCAGACAGUUUCACAAAGGCUAAUCAGAAUCCUCAGUGUCUUUCCAGCAUUUUCCUAGCAAGUUCAUGAAUAAUAUCUUUUGUGGUCAAUAUCUGUUGUGAGUCAGAAAAGAAAAAAAUGGAAAAGGCAGAUGCUACUUGGUAAAAGCAAGAACCAAGUUCAUGUGCAAUUGUGAGACCCAUUGGUCAACUUCCCAGUACUAGUGUAUGUGUGGCAGUGUGGGGGGAGAUGAUGAGGCAAUUUUUUAAGAAUAAGAGGUCUUGAAAUGCCUUGACUUCCUUUUCCUCUGGAGGUGUCUUGGGGAAGACAAAUGAGUAAGAUAUGAUAAGAAAAAGAAGGACAGAUUACAUGUAAAGCAGAUAAAGGAAAAGAGCUGCACUUGUCAAACAACAACAAAAUGAAACCCAAAUUAAAAGUAUAAAGACGCAAAGUGUAGUGAAAUUAAGCUCCUUUCAUCCAUUUCACAUGUAUAGUAUUGUCUUCUGAAUGAGUUUGUGGAGUCAGCAGAAUCUUAGGAAGAAAUAACAGAAUUAAUAGGAUAAGGGGGAUCACAGUAGUGCCUCACUAGGUAUUCAACUAAAUUCCUAUAAACGAUUUUCUUCUGUUUAUUAUAUUUGGAAUAUUUUUUCCAGUUUCUUUCCAGAAUUGACUUCUUCCCCAAGCUGCAGACCCACAUUCCACUUGUCUUCUGGACACUGCCACCUGAAUAUCCCACAGGAGUCUCAUACUUAACAGUCAGAACCUAUUAUAUGACCUUACCGUUCUCCCCCAAAUUGCUCUGCCUCUUAUAUUUUGUGGUUGUUGUUAAUUAUGUCACCAUCUAUUCAGUCUCUCAAGUAAGGAAAAUAGAUUUGCCUUUUGCUUCUCCCACACCUUUGGUUCUCAUAUCCAAUAUAUUGACAUCAGUGCCAUCAUUAAUUUCUCAAACCUCACUCCUGCCUUCCUAGCACUGGCCUCAUCAAGUCUUCCAUAGACUUUUACAGUAACUUCUUAUCACAAGAUGCUCCCCACUCUAGUCAUUAAUCUACCUACAUUAUUACUAUAGUCAUCUUCCUAAGGACAGGUCUGAUCAUGUCAUUCACCAGCUCCAGAAUCUCUUGUUGGCCCCACUGCAUGUUGUAUAAAGUCCAAUCAUGGAAGCAUUGGAAAUAAAACCCUCAGGUACUGGCCUCUCAGUCUCAUUCCUACCACUCAGAUUCAGCCAUACUGAACUUCUCACCCUUCCCUGCACAAACCUGGACCAUUCACAACUAUUUUAUGCUCUUUUGCUUUAGUUGGAAAAAUCUUAGCCAUCUUAGUCAUCUUUUCAACAGGAGGACAAAAAUCACCUUCUCUGGGGAGCCUUUUUGAAUGCUUUCGGGAAGGAUGACUUUCUUCCCCCAUCUCUGUCCUUUGACACUUUACUUCCUACCUGCAACCUAGCACUUACCAUGUUCAUGAUGAUUUCCCUAUCUUGGUGUCUGUGUCCCAUUAGACUGUGAGAUCCUGUAGGACAGAGAAGUAUCAAAAAUUCUCUGUGUCCCCAGAGCCUCACGGGGAGCCUACACAAUGGCUACAGAGUAAGUGUUGACUAUAUGAAUGAAUAAAAAAGCAUAGUGAAAUGACUAAGUCAGAGGAUGGACACUUAGUGUGGCUUCAGAAAGCAGAACAAUAGGAGGGCAGGAUCUGGCUAAAUGCAGAGCAGAACGUUCUAAGUGUCAGAGCUCUUUUUAGGAAGUAAAAGUGUCCCUUCCGUAGAAAAGCUCGGAAGUGGUUGACCACUUAUGAGUGGUUGGCUAGGGGACUUGUGCAUAAAGUAAGGGGUGGCCGUACUGUAUGCCUCUAAUUCAGUUCAGAAGUUGUGUUAUUCUUCAUUAGUACACAGUCCUCAGAUCAUCUGAUGAUUUCGAGUAAUCAGUAAUAGCUGAAUUUUAACCCUAGCUCUGGAAACUUAUUUCCCAUAAAUAACUGGGAAUGUAUUCAGUUGGAACUCAGCAGAGACAGGGAGAGUGCUAUAUCAAGCAAACACAAAUGGCACACUGUAAUUUUUAGAGGAUUGUACAUAAAAACUAAAGUAUCCUGUUUUUAACCUUGAGAGGAAGUGGGCAUUUGCCUUUUGGUACUCUCAGUGCAGGAAGCAACUUCCUCCCACUCCUGCCUUCUAGUUUGGCAUUAAGGGACAUUGCCCAGUCUGAACUUGGAUUGAGUCCAACCCUGUCUCCUUGUGCUAAAUUGUAGGUCUAAUAUCUCUGUGGUUUUAUAAUAACAUAAAUCAUUAUAAUGCAUUGUUUUUAUAUAGCACCUUUCUCUAAGGAACAUAAAGUGCUGCAUGGACGUUAUCUCAUUAAAUCUCACAGUGCACUGGGGACAUUGAGAGGAUGCAGGUGAUGUUGUAUCCCCUUUGAACCCAGAGUUGAAAAGGAAUUGCUUCAACCAAAACUAAAUAAAAGCAAGAUUGAAUAAAAGCAAGAUUUAUAAGACAAUAUAAGAUUAGAGUUUAAAGAAAGAAAUUGUUGGAAUUAAAGAGAGAUAAAAAAAAGGAAUUGCUCUGAAAAAUGUGAAAGUGUCUAGAGUGUGUUUAUAAAUAUUUGUAGCUAAAAAAUUAAAAUAAUAUAUGACACUUUAGAAAUUUGAAAAGCAAGGGCUUUUUAAACCAUUGGUAAUUUUACUGCAAUACAGAACAAAUUUGGUAUAUUAUCUUCAUAUCUUUUGCUAGCUUUUUGUUUGGUUUGUUUUUUAAAAAAGUAUAUAUGCAAGAUUACUCUUAGAAUUAUAGUGUAUAUUCAAUUUUAUAUUAUGUAUUUUUAACUUAACAAUAUAUCAUAAAGUUUGCAUAGUUUUAAUUCUGAGAAGCUUGUAUAAUUUUCCAUGGAAUGAUAUACUGUAAUUUGUUUCACUCUUCUAUCAUAAGAUUGUUUCCACUUUUUCACUUUAUUGAGUAACAGUAAAUUGAAACUCUAUCUGUAUGCAUAAGGAUUUUUAUAUUUUAAAUUAUUUCCUUAGCAGAAAGAUUUCCACAUGUAGAAUUAUCAAAUUAAUAUGGAUGUAUAAGUAUGUUAAAACAAGUCUACAUAAACAUACUCCAAAAUUAACGAAUAAGUCAGAAAAAGAAAUAGUAAGAAAAUAAAUCUAUCUAAAAACUUACUAUGUUUAUAAGUUGGCAAAGCAACCACUUUAAAAGUGGAAAAGUAAGCAAUAUUUUUCUAUGCACAAACAAGUGUUUUGAUAUUAUUUUCCACCAUGUCUAUAUUUAAUUACUUUGAUAGUGUGAAACCAGAUAAAAAAGAGAAAGUUGACUCUCAUAGAAAACACAGAUUUGUACCAGAUGUAGGAAAGUAGAUUUACUUGGAUAGAACAGAUAAUUUCUCUGCCAUUUUAAUUUACAUGGACAAAUGUUCUCUGAAAAUAAUUAGGUAUGUGUGCAUAUACCAAUACAUGAAGUCCCAUUUCAAGGAGGUAAAUAAGAUUGUAGUUUUCUUAUUAAUUAUAGAAGCAUUGGGGGAAAUGGUAUGCACAUAGCUGUUUUCAGUGGUGAGUUCUUAUAAGGUUAUCUGAUUUAUGCCAUAGUCAUUUACCAAAGUAAUUACCUCAAGACUGAAUCAGGAGGGAAUAGAAAAUAUGAACAGACCAAUUGCCAAUAAUGAAAUUGAAUCAUUAAUUUUAAAAAAAAAAACCUCCCAACAAACAGAAGUCCAGGACCAGACAUUUACAUGUUAGUUCUUCCAAACAUUUAGAGAAGAGUCAAACUAUUCCAAAAAAUUGUAGAGGAAAGAACACCUCUGAACUCUUUCUACAAGGCUGACAUCACUCUGAUAAUAAAACCAGACAAAGAUAUCACAAAAAAAGAAAAUUAUGGGCCAAUAUCACUGAUGAACAUAGAUACAGAAAUCCUCAACAAAAUAUUAGCAAACCAAAUCCAACAAUACAUUAAAAGGAUCAUACACUGUGAUCAAGUGGGAUUUAUCCCAGGGAUGCAAGGAUUUUUCAAUAUCAACAAAUCAAUCAAUGUGUUACACUACCUUAACAAAUUAAAGAAUAAAAAUCAUAUGCUCAUCUCAAUAGAUGCAGAAAAGCAUUUGACAAAAUUCAACAUUUAUUUAUGAUAAAUCCUCUAAACAAAGUGGGUAUAGAGGGAACAUACCUUAACCUAAUAAAAUCCAUAUAUGACAACCUUACAGUUAACAUCAUAGUCAAUGGUGAAAAGCUGAAAGCAGUUCCUGAAGAUCAGGAACAAGCUAAAAAUGCCCACCCUUGCCACUUUUAAUCCAACAUAGUAUUGGAAGUCCUAGCCACAGUAAUGAGACAAGAAAAAUAAAUUAAAGUAAUCAAAAUUGGAAAAGAAGUGAAAGUGUCACUGUUUGCAGGCGACAUGAUGCUAUACAUAGAAAAUCCUAAAGACACGAGUAAAAAACUAUUAGAACUCACCAAUGAAUUUGGUAAAAUUGCAGGAUAUAAAAUUAAUAUACAAAAAUCUGUUGCAUUUCUAUACACUAAAAAUGAACUAUCAGAAAGAGAGAUUAAGAAAGUCCCAUUCACAAUUGCAUCAAAAGGGAUAAAAUUCCUGGGAAUAAAUCUAACUAAGGAGGUAAAAGAUCUGUACUUGGAAAACUGAUGAAAGAUAUUGAAAGUGACACAAACAGAUGGAAAGAUACACUGUGCUUAUGGAUUGGGAGAAUUAAUAUUGUUAAAAUUACCAUACUACCCAAGACAAUCCACAGAGUAAUUGCAAUCCUUAUCAAAAUACCAAGGAACUUUUCACAGAACUAGAACAAAUUAGUUUAAGACCUCAAAUAGCCAAAACAAGCUUGAGAAAGAAGAACAAAGCUGGAAGAAGAACAAAGAGCAUUCCCUGAUUUCAAACUAUAGUACAAAGCUACAGUAGUGAAAACAGUAUGUUACUGGCAGGAAAACAGACAUAAAGAUCAAUGGAAUAGAAUAGACAACCCAGAAAUGAAUUCACACUUAUAUGGGCAAUUAGUCUAUGACAAAGUAUGAUUUCACUUAUACGCAGAAUCUAAAAACAAAACAAAUGAACAAACAUAACUUACAGAAGCAGAGUCAUAGAUACAGAGAACACAUGGGAUGAUGACUAGACUUAUGGUGAUCAUUUUGAAAUGUACAGAAAUAUGGACUCACUAUGUUGUCUGCCAGGAGCAAACAUAGCUUUGUAGGUCAACUACACUUCAAAAACAAACAAACAAACAAACAUAGAAAAAGAGAUCAGAUUUGUGGCUACCAAAGGUGGGGGAUGAGGAGGAAUUAGAUGAAGGCAGUUAAAAGGUACAAACUCCAGUUACAAGAUAAAUACGUACUAGGGAUGCAGUGUACAACAUGAUAAAGAUAAUUAAUACUGCUGUACAUUAUAUAUGAAAUUUGUUAAGAGAGUAAAUCCUAGAGUUCUCUUCACAAGGAAAAAGAUUUUCUAUUUCUUUAGUGUUGAAUCUAUAUGAGAUGUUGGAUGUUCACUAAAUUUGUGGUAAUCAAAUCAUGACAUAUGUAAGUCAAAUCAUUAUGUUGUAUACCUUAAACUUACGCAGUGCUAUAUGUCAAUUAUAUCUUAAUAAAACUGGGGGGAAAAGUGGA
This is a messenger RNA of Orcinus orca (killer whale), 8435 nucleotides long. RefSeq names its product transmembrane protein 117 (gene TMEM117). The transcript is spliced from 7 exons. Bases 330 to 1112 code for a protein of 260 amino acids. Lineage: Eukaryota; Metazoa; Chordata; Mammalia; Artiodactyla; Delphinidae. Gene Ontology annotation, biological process: intrinsic apoptotic signaling pathway in response to endoplasmic reticulum stress. The record is from RefSeq and is a predicted model, not a curated record.